AUGCAUCCUGAAGGCGUAGAACAAGAACAUAUUAGAUUGCAUGCUUUUCCUUUUUCUUUGCAAGAUCCUGCUAAAGAGUGGCUAUAUGAGCAACUUUCACCUAGUUCUAUUAAUUCUUGGGCAGAAAUUGAAAAACGUUUUCUUGAAAGAUUCUUUCCUGCGAGUCGUAUUGGUUCUAUUAGAAAGGAAAUUUGUGGAAUUAGACAAAAUAAUAACGAGUCUUUAUAUGAGUACUGGCAACGUUUUAACAGACUUUGUUCAUCUUGUCCACAACACCAAAUAAGUGAGCAAAUGCUAAUUCAAUAUCUUUAUGAGGGUUUGUUACCUAAUGAGAGAGGUAUGAUAGAUGCAUCUAGCGGGGGAGCGUUAGUAGAUAAAACACCAGCUGAAGCUAGGAAGUUAAUUUCUAAUAUGGCUCAAAAUACUCAACAAUUUGGCACUAGAAAUGAUGUUAACAGAGUUAAUGAUGUGGAUUUAAGUGGUGUCCAAAAUCAAUUACAAGAAAAUGCUCAACAAAUUGCUACUCUAACCACCUUAGUGUCUAAAAUUGUCCCUGGUAAUGAGUCUACAGCUAGAGUAUGUGGUGUUUGUUCUGGUUUUUCUCAUGCUACUGAUGAAUGUCCUACUUUACAGAGUGAAGAUAUCAAUGCUUUAAAUAAUUUUCCUAGUCAAUCUCAGACGAAAUGUGACCCUUUUCCUAAUACUUAUAAUGAAGGUUGGCGUGAUCACCCUAAUCUUAGGUAUGGAAAUAGACCGCAAUUAUUGCAAAAUAAUCAAUCUAGACAGUUUGGUCAGCAAAACCCCUCUCCCCAAUCUCAAGGUCCGUCAUUAGAGAGUAUGGUAGAACAGUUGGCGACUCAAAUAGGACAAGUGCAUAAUCAAAACACUAAGUAUCAAAGUACAAAAGAUUCUGAUCUUCAACAACUUGACACGUAA
Chenopodium quinoa (quinoa) is the source of this 936-nucleotide messenger RNA. RefSeq lists its product as uncharacterized. NCBI's taxonomy places the organism in Eukaryota, Viridiplantae, Streptophyta, Magnoliopsida, Caryophyllales, Amaranthaceae. The record is from RefSeq and is a predicted model, not a curated record. The coding region runs from base 1 to 936 and encodes 311 amino acids. The transcript has a single exon.